AUGUUACUGCAUGAAGAAGAUACCACAGAAAGUAUAGCGAAAGCUUUUGCUUUGCAACUUAAAGACAUGUCAAAAUUACAAAGAAUAAUUGCAGAGAAAUUAAUUUCUGAAAUAAUGUUUUAUGGUAAACUAGAUCAGUUAACAGUUAAUUCUUCUAUAAAUUUGAAUCGUAUAGCAUCUUCUCAGUCUCCAUCACCAUCACCAGUAAAUAAAAAUAAUUUACAGACCCGAAGACAUAUCUACAUGCCAAUAUCGCCUGCCUCGGAAUACAGAUAUACCUAUACGCCAUCACCAUCCCAAUCACCAGCCUCUCACAUAUACGAGCAUACAGCAUACAUUGAAAAUAAUAAUGUCUCAUGUAAUUCAGUUGUAUUAUCUAUUCCUGAAAUUGACUGUCAAGUACUACCUACAGAAACCCAAAUGAGCUCUACGCAAUAUACUUCAGAUUUGCCUAUAGGAAACCAAUCAAUCUUCACACCACAGUUCACCACUCCACAGCUCUUCACUCCACACCCCACACUAAAAGCGAAUAUUAUAUAUGAAGGGGAUGGAAAACUAAUUAAAAGAUUUUCUGAUCUUGCCUAA
Molecule: messenger RNA, 585 nt
Organism: Diatraea saccharalis (sugarcane borer)
Lineage: Eukaryota; Metazoa; Arthropoda; Insecta; Lepidoptera; Crambidae
Source: the annotation of a GenBank genome assembly